Molecule: messenger RNA, 423 nt
Organism: Lycium barbarum (goji berry)
Lineage: Eukaryota; Viridiplantae; Streptophyta; Magnoliopsida; Solanales; Solanaceae
Product: probable aspartic proteinase GIP1
Exons: 2
Coding region: 1-423 (140 amino acids)
Biological process (GO): proteolysis
Molecular function (GO): aspartic-type endopeptidase activity
Source: RefSeq, a predicted model, not a curated record
AUGGUGUUGCAGACGGAGAUGUUCAAGGUGGUGACACAGAAGUUUGUGGUGGAAGCGAAGGUGAUGAAUUUGACGGUCACAACUCUAGUGAAGCCGUUCGACGUGUGUUUUCUGGCUAAGGUGAUUGCGACCACGCGCGUUGGACCGGCGGUUCCCACUAUUGAUUUGGUUUUGCAUAAACAGGAUGUGUUUUGGAGGAUAUUCGGGCCGAAUUCGAUGGUUCGGGUUAAGGCCCAAAAUGUGGAUGUUUGGUGUUUGGGCUUUGUGGAUGGUGGGCUUGAGCCUAUUGUGAUUGGUGGGCAUCAGAUAGAGGAUAAUUUGGUUCAGUUUGAUUUGGCUAGAAAGAGAGUUGGGCUUAGUUCUUCACUGUUGUUUCGGAGCACCAAUUGUGCAAAUUUCGAUUUCACUAGUAGCAAGAGCUAG